Abrus precatorius (Indian licorice) is the source of this 794-nucleotide messenger RNA. Its product is annotated as cucumber peeling cupredoxin-like. The coding region runs from base 190 to 762 and encodes 190 amino acids. The record is from RefSeq and is a predicted model, not a curated record. Gene Ontology annotation, molecular function: electron transfer activity. The transcript is spliced from 2 exons. Gene Ontology annotation, cellular component: plasma membrane. NCBI's taxonomy places the organism in Eukaryota, Viridiplantae, Streptophyta, Magnoliopsida, Fabales, Fabaceae.
ACAAGAAAAACCCAGUCAUCUUGUGACUAAGUUCCUCUCUUAAGAAUACCGUAUCAGCCUCUAAAUCUUCUAUAUAUUCAACACCAAUAGAAGGCACUUCCAAGAUUUUCUUCUUGGGAAACAGAAGAAAGGCAAAAACAGAUACAUCAAACAGGGGCGACCUGAUACACACAUAAGGCUAAUAGCAAGAUGCCUCAGUUAAAGAAUAUGGCGAUUCUUAUAGUAAUUGCUGUUGCUGCAGCAAUUCUACAGAGCACAGAAGCUACAGAUUACACAGUAGGGGACUCCACUGGUUGGAUAAGUUCUCCCACUGGUGGAGCAUCUUUUUAUUCCAACUGGGCUUCUAAUAUCACAUUCAGGGAAAACGAUACCCUAGUCUUCAGAUUCACGACGGGAAGACACACGGUAGCGGAACUUACGAAGGCAAACUUUGGCAGUUGCAACGUGAAUCAGAAUAUCCAAGUAUUCACAACAUCACCAGUAAGAUUCACCCUUAAUCGCACUGGGGAAUUCUAUUUCGCAUGCUCCAUCCCAGGCCAUUGCAGCAGUGGUCAAAAGCUAAGCGUUAGAGUCAACGGCUCUUCCCCUGCACCAAGAAACGCUCCACCUCCAUCCUCUGGAACCCCUCCUUCCAGCGAAGGAUCUCCAACUCAAUCACCCCCGACUGAGCCAGGCGCAACUCCUCCUUCCCCAGGCUCAGCCACCUCUUUAGCCGCUACUUUCUCUCUUCUCUUCACCGUUGUCAUUAACUUAUUGUUUUAGACUUGAGUUUAAAGAAGUUCUUUUUAUUUUGU